Messenger RNA from Anopheles nili, 1793 nucleotides. It is a transcript of the gene Rheb, whose product is annotated as GTP-binding protein Rheb homolog. NCBI's taxonomy places the organism in Eukaryota, Metazoa, Arthropoda, Insecta, Diptera, Culicidae. Gene Ontology annotation, cellular component: plasma membrane. The record is from RefSeq and is a predicted model, not a curated record. Gene Ontology annotation, biological process: small GTPase-mediated signal transduction. Gene Ontology annotation, molecular function: GDP binding; GTP binding; GTPase activity. The transcript is spliced from 5 exons. The coding region runs from base 165 to 713 and encodes 182 amino acids.
AGAACAGUUCAUUGUUCUCGACUGUGUAGUGCCUCUGACGUUUCAUCUUACUGAGAUCAAACGUUAAUCGAUCAUUAUCCUACGUGUGGGUUGUGGUCGCCGCUGAACAUAAAAUAUCAUCUAUAUUAGAGCCAGAAAGGCUACGCUAGCGUAUAUCCUUAAAAAUGACUCACAAACAGCGUAAUGUGGCUAUGAUGGGAUAUCGUUCCGUAGGAAAAUCAUCUCUUAGCAUACAGUUUGUCGAGGGACAGUUUGUGGAUUCUUAUGAUCCCACUAUCGAAAAUACUUUUACGAAAAAAACCCGUAUACAUCAGACUGAUUAUGAAAUUCGAUUAGUCGACACAGCCGGACAGGACGAGUAUAGCAUUUUCCCCGCCCAGUAUAGCAUGGAUUUCCAUGGCUACGUUUUGGUCUACUCGAUAACUAGCCAACGAUCAUUCGAAGUGAUAAAAAUCAUCUACGACAAGUUACUCGAUGUGAUGGGGAAGGCCUAUGUUCCGGUUGUUCUGGUUGGAAACAAAACAGAUCUCCACCAGGAGCGUGCUGUUCCAACCGAAGAAGGACGCAAGCUGGCCGAACAGUGGAAGGCACAAUUCCUGGAAACUUCUGCUAAACAAAACGAAUCCGUGAACAAUGUAUUUUCAUUGCUAGUCGCGCAAAUAGAACGGGAUAACGGAAAUACGAGCGAAAAGUCGAGUUGUUCAAUUUCGUGAGCUAUUCAACGGUACGCGGUUUAUGCAAGCACUCAACGCAGCACUAUUACGAUCGUGCUGAAAAAAAAUCAUUUUUCCUAUUGCUAUUGUUCGGUAAAAUGUUGCAAAUCGUAGUUACACAAUCGGGCAAGGAUAUUUUUUGUCAAACUUUGAUCAUUUGAUUGCAAAGUAGAUUUUGGCCUUAAUUAUGCGUUAUAUUAUUUACCUCAAAACACACAACAUUAAAUUAUACCACAAUCCAACUCUGAGCAUCAACAUGCGCCUAGAGUUUUUAGGUCCGCUAGAUGAAUUAGGGCUCAUCAGUAAAAUUGCAACAGUAAGCAUGAGAGUAAGAAUUAGAAUCCUUUCGACAUUUUCUGUAAGAGCAUGUAAUUAUGUAAUGAAUUCCCUAACUAAUGAUUUAACAGAAUAGUUUAUACACGCGAACAACAUGCAGAACUCGACCGUCUAUCAAAUGGCAAUAGGAUAUAAAUCGUAAAAAAAAUAAAACACGUUCUUGAAGUACGAAUAUUAAGGAAAAAUUUAGCCAAAUUUAUUUCAACUAUAAAACACGAAUGCAUCAUCACUUAUAUCCUUACAGUAAUGCAAUCCUAACACUCAAACAAGAGCAAUGUGAAACUUAAUGUCGCAAAAGGAAACAUGAAAUAGUAUGACAAUGAUUAGCAGGAUUUUCUAACUUUCAUGAAUGUUUUUUUGAUGUGUUUUAGUUCUGUUAUUCUCGUUUGUUAUGCUAAGUACAGCGAUUAUUAUUGGGCCGUUAGGCUUUAUUACCCUGGAUUGUUUUUUUACAUUAUAAUGAGAGUGAUACAAGUGGCAGAGAAAGAUAUUUCAGUGCACUUUGAAGAAAUCCAGAAACGGUAGUCUUAUACAUAUAUUUUACUUCAAAUAUAUACACACUAGAUAUACGUAUACACACUUCGGGGAUAAGAACCUUUAAGACAUGAUGCAAUUCAUCUUGCAUAAAGUUCAGAUGCAUUGAUUUGUACUGCGGAUACGAAUAAAAUCCUCAGACAUUGUUGUACAGAAGUUGGAUAAACACAUUCUAGUAACACCUACUCUCAGACCAUGCUUCACAUGGAA